Messenger RNA from Polyodon spathula (Mississippi paddlefish), 504 nucleotides. RefSeq names its product 40S ribosomal protein S20. Gene Ontology annotation, cellular component: ribosome; cytosolic small ribosomal subunit. Gene Ontology annotation, molecular function: structural constituent of ribosome; RNA binding. The transcript is spliced from 4 exons. Lineage: Eukaryota; Metazoa; Chordata; Actinopteri; Acipenseriformes; Polyodontidae. The record is from RefSeq and is a predicted model, not a curated record. Gene Ontology annotation, biological process: translation. Bases 109 to 468 code for a protein of 119 amino acids.
AUUGCCUUCUUUUUGUCAAGCGCCCUUACUGUGAGACGGUGUUUUGGAUCCUGGCUCACCGCUGUUCGCUUGAUUAAAUUACGAAUAAGUCGGCCGGGACGUUUAAUCAUGGCAUUUAAGGACACUGGCAAAGCACCUGUGGAGGCUGAGGUUGCAAUCCACCGCAUUAGAAUCACCCUGACCAGCCGCAAUGUGAAGUCUCUGGAAAAGGUUUGUGCAGACUUGAUCCGUGGUGCCAAGGAGAAGAACCUGAAGGUGAAGGGACCUGUCCGCAUGCCAACCAAGACUCUGCGCAUCACAACCAGGAAGACACCUUGUGGUGAAGGUUCCAAGACCUGGGAUCGUUUUCAAAUGCGGAUCCACAAGCGUCUGAUCGAUCUGCACAGCCCAUCCGAGAUCGUGAAGCAGAUCACUUCCAUCAGCAUUGAACCUGGUGUAGAAGUUGAGGUUACAAUUGCAGAUGCAUAAAUUUUGUAUCGAAUGUAAUAAAAAAAAUGAAACACA